Sinocyclocheilus rhinocerous is the source of this 782-nucleotide messenger RNA. RefSeq names its product serine/threonine-protein kinase MAK-like. The transcript is spliced from 6 exons. Gene Ontology annotation, biological process: protein phosphorylation. The record is from RefSeq and is a predicted model, not a curated record. NCBI's taxonomy places the organism in Eukaryota, Metazoa, Chordata, Actinopteri, Cypriniformes, Cyprinidae. Gene Ontology annotation, molecular function: protein kinase activity; ATP binding. The annotation marks the transcript as partial.
GGCUGUGCGUUGUUAGCGGUCGCGAUUGUCGGUUGCCAGGGUGAGGAUGGAUCACACCUCUUUAACUGAGAGAUAAACUCACGUAGUAUCUCUCUUAAACACAUCUGUCAUAUCUACACACACAGGCAACGACUAACACGGAGGAGUGCCAUCACAACGGUGCCAGUAGUGGGAUGGAGUGGCGUUCACUGCUUGACUUCUCUUAAGCUCAUCAGGACAGAUAUGAUCAGGUGAUCUGAAAGGAGAGACGUCCGUCUGUCAGUACUGUUUCUUUGGGUGAGAGUGAAGAUGAACCGUUACACAACACUCAAGCAGCUAGGUGAUGGGACCUACGGCAGUGUUCUGAUGGGGAAAAGCAAUGAGUCUGGAGAGCUAGUGGCCAUCAAAAGAAUGAAGAGGAAGUUCUACUCCUGGGAGGAGUGCAUGAAUCUGAGAGAGGUCAAGUCACUGAAGAAACUGAAUCAUGCUAAUGUGGUGAAGUUAAAGGAGGUGAUACGAGAGAAUGAUCACUUGUACUUUGUCUUUGAAUACAUGAAAGAAAACCUCUACCAGCUCAUGAAAGACAGGGAAAAUAAGAUGUUUACUGAGAAUGAAAUAAGGAACAUCAUGUUUCAAGUUCUCUCUGGUUUGGCAUUUGUGCACAAGCAUGGCUUUUUUCACCGGGAUAUGAAACCGGAAAAUUUGCUAUGUAUGGGUCCAGAGCUGGUGAAAAUUGCUGACUUUGGAUUGGCUCGAGAGAUCCGCUCUCGGCCUCCUUAUACAGACUACGUCUCAACACGAUG